CAAUGUUAGUGUGUGCUCAGUGGUGGAAGGGAGAGUGUGCUGCUUCUGGCGCGGCCCACCAUGACUGGAAGCUGAUGUUACGGCAAGGAACUGCUGAGUGUCUCGCCAGUGGUUGUGACGACGUGCUUUGCUGUGGCGGGCGAGUGUUGAGGUGGAUGUGUGGGUUGUCUUCGUGUGUGUGUUGUGAAAAAGAGGCUCGGAAAGAUGUACUAUAACAGGAGGAGUAUGUACUAUCAGAACUAUCCCUACUUCUCACCGUUCGGCUACACCUCCGAGGAACAGGAGCAGCAGCAGCAGCAGUACGCCCACGCCGCCCUCGCAGCUCAGGCAAAGCUGCGGGCGUACAGACUCUCCCAGCAGCAGCAGCAGCAACACCAACAGCAGAGGCUACAACUACAAAUACAGCAGCAGCUUCAACAAAAGGAGGCUGCUGAUGGCGUCUCCUUCCUGCGAGGCACCACCACCACUACCGCCGCGGCCUCAGACUUCACUCCCUACGGCUAUGUGUCCAGGCCAGGCUCCACCCCGCUCAGCUACAGUCUGUGGGGGUCAAAUGCAUCCACCACCACGUCGGAAGAGUCUUACCGCCGCCACUUCAGCCGCAGCCUGUGUCGCGUGGUGUUUGGGUGCGCCGUGCUGCUGGUCAUUCUCGCCGUGUUGGGGAUUGUGGGCAUCGCUGUGUAUCUCGGAGUCAUGACGAGUGAGGACGAAGCUAUUAAAUAUGAGAUGCGUUACUCCGGGGAGCUCCUGGUGACUCGAGGCGACUCUUGGGUACCUGAUCUGGCGGUGCGCGAGUCCCCGGCGUUCAGAGCAAAGGCUACGAAAUAUGAGAAGAUGCUCAAGACUGUGUACGGGAGAAGCUUCCUGAAGGAGUCUCUGCGUUCUGUGAAGGUGACUCGCUUCCACCGUAAUGUUCUGGAGGGGAAUCGAGGCCUCCACCUGUUCUUCCACCUCUCCCUCGACCGCCGGAAGAUGCCCAGCCACGUGGACAACACAGAGGCAGCGGUACAAGACGUGCUCCUUCAAGAGCUUAUGAGUCUCGAGCCCAUAGCUUUCCAGAGCGUCGCCGUGGACAUCGAUUCCCUCAGACUAGCACGGGAAACAGAGACUGGAGAGCAAGCGGCGGGGGGCGGCGUGUCUGUGCCCCUGCCCCGGGAGGAUCAGGUGCAGGUCAUCCAGGUGGGGGGCACGCAGAGGGCCCCUGGCGGAAAGAUCAUGGUCGUCAAGCCAGCAGCGGAGCAGGAGGAAGAGACACCAACGAGCACCGUGGCCAAUCUUAUCUAUCAGUUUGGGCCCUGGAGGCCCGUCAACCCCUUCGGCCCGCCUCUCAUCGCCCGGCCCCCCGCCCCGCGCCCCCUCAGCGAGCCCGAGAGGAGCCCUCCAGGCGUGGUACAUUCUCCUCCAGGCCUGUCUUCGCUUCAGUAUUCCUCAAGCUACAGGGAGCGGCCCUUCCACUCCGUCACCAAAGCCACCACAGCCACGAGGCCACCCACUACCACCACUACUCCCACCACCACCACCUCCACAACCACCACCACCUCCACAACCACCACCACUACCACCACUACCACUACAACACCAACUACCACUACUACAUCGCCCACCACCACCACCACCACAGCCGGGCCAGAGGUCGGCACGCCGCCUAGCCGCCUCAGUGACCGUGAGGGCGUGGCAGCUGCCGUUGGCCUGAGGACCACCACCAAGAGGAACCUGUCACAGGAAGACCUCCACGCCUACCUCGCCGAGCUGUUGGCCAUCACCACGCCCCGCCCUCAGCCAUCCUCAACCUCCCCAGCCCCCCGGCCCUACCCACCUCAUCCCAACCCCCCUGUGAUGGUCACAAUUCCCCCAUACGUGUCCUCAAGUGAGGUGCCGAGACGCCCGGAGGUUCCGAACCCCGAGGACCGUCUGGUGACCUUCCAGAGUGUCUUGGACGACCACCAGCCUCCAGAGGCGCCUCUCCUGGACGACGCCGCCACCACCGCAUCCCCACUCGCCCCUGAGGCUCACGUGACCUCUUACUCCGGGGUGCGGGAGUCCAUGCCGCCCCGCCCACCAAUCUUCAGGUUCCCCUUGGACAAAUUCCGGUUCCCCGCCAGACCUCCCACGUCGCCCCCCACCACGCGGGCGCCCCCCAGCAUCUGGGACAUGCUCACCACCCGCAAGCCUCUCAUCCUGAACACUGAGCUGGUCACCACCACCAGCACUGAUGUCCAGUUCGGGCUACCCGGCCUACUGGCAGGCCACACCAGCUCCGUGGACAGUGCUGUCACCCCACGCCCCGUGUACCGCCCGACCACCAGCUCCCUGGCGCCCGUGUACCAUCCCACCACUGAGGCUCCGCAUCUGGGUCCCGUGCACCAAAGUAGCGGCGCGCCAGAGUCCCUGAGGGAGUUCUCAGGGAGCGACAACUAUGUGACCGUGCCUGUGAUCUCCGGGUCCAGCGUGCGUUACAUGGUGGUCAACAAGACGCGGCCAAACUAUCCCAACGUUGUCAUCGUCAACCUGCAAACCACACCCGAGGACGCCGAGGACGCCGAGGGCACCGAGGACACAACCACCACGCCCAGCACCCCGACGCGUGGGGAGUCCCGCCACCUCAACUCAAGGUUCCUGGAAGACGCUUUCAAGGCAAUCCUGCAGAAGACGAAUUACUGGGGCGUUGACGAUCCUCCUGAAGGUGAUGCUUUCCUCAAGAGGCAAGGCAGACCAGUGGACCUGGACGCUCAGGACUCUUCUACACCCGUGGUGGAGGACGAUUCCCUGGACUCUGUCUCGCUUUGGACUUUCCUGCGGAACUUGAGCGACGUAUACCUCUCUGACCCAGCGGUAACGCAACAGCUCAGGGAGUUUGAAGAGGCAGCGCUGGCGGCGGCACAGCAGGAGGAGGAAGAGGAGCCCAGCCAUGCGUCUCUCACCUCUCCUUUACCAGAUGCAACGUCCACCUCCACAGGAAGACCGAUCCUUCGAUACCUUCAGAACCAAGGCAGUGACGCCAGCCUAAUCCACCCUUACGCUGCAGAGACAAACACCACGUCACCGCGAUUAGACUACAGGUACAUUUCUCCGCUCAGAGGACUCAGGCAGCAGCACCAGCAACAGCAGCCAGGAGUUUUCACGCCUUACAUGGGCACGCCCUUGAGGCACAGACCGGUGAUGGUGGAGCUGCCCAACAUGCCUCACAGCCCUGCCACGCCCCUGAGACCAAGCUUUCCCUUCCACCUCCCUGCCGCAGAGCCCUACACGACGCUGUUCGUGACUGGCGCGGACAGCUCGUCCCUGCCGCAGAUCAUCAGCAUCUCCAGCAGGUCUCCAGGGUCAGGAGGCGCCACUACCAACUCCCCCAUCCACACCUUCGUGCUCAAGGACGGCCAGACCAUGGAGGAGCUGCUGCAGGAGAUCUUCGACACCAUAUCCCUGGAGGAGGAGAACGAGACUUACUCAUCCACCGAGCCGCCCUCCACCACCAACACGCAGACCACCACUUCGGACGCCUUGCUGCAGACCACGCGAGACGAGAUCCUGCAGUCAAUCAAUAGAAUCCUCUACAGACAUUUGUAUUUCAUGACCACCACCACUACCACCACCAUGCUGCCUUUCACAGCUCCCUUCUCCACCACCGCCAGGAGCAUGGAGGCGCCGACACCCAGGCCAGCCGAAGACACCAGCCCGUCUGCUGCUGAAGAUGACGGUGAUCCAGUGUUGCUGUUCGUCACCAGAGCACCGGACACCUCCACUACCACGACCCCAGCCACCACCCCCACCUCCACCUCUUCCUCCACCUCACACCGGCCCCUCCCACCCCGUCCCUCCAGACCCUUGGUGAUGGGGAAGCCUCCUUAUUUCCACCUAGGGACUCCAAGACCUUCCUAUUUCACUCUCCGCCCCACGAGACCAGCACCUACUACCACCACUGAAACCCCGACCACUUCUACGACUCACAAUUACGAUCUAGAGCUGUUCCCAGUCAUGACACGGCCCAUGUCUCCGGUACGACCCUCGACGACUGCAGUAUCGCCCACAACGACCUCCCUGCCGCCCACGAAGGAUUCCUAUGAGAUUCUUGACGAUGGCGAGAACGAGAUCAAGACGACGGUGGUGGGAGCGGGAAUGGGGCCGCAGGUGGAGGAGCGAACGGAGACUUCUGUUGAUGUGUCGUACAGUGUCCACAGCGGCACCACGGAACACUUCGUCAAGAAUCACACGAGGCCAACCCUGUGUCCCAACCAGUCCCAGUUCCGGUGUGGUGGCGGCGAGUGUAUCUCAGAGUUCUCGCGGUGUAACUUGGUGCAGGACUGUCGCGACAACUCGGACGAGGAAAACUGCACCUGCGCAGACUUCCUUAGGAGCAAAUUCCUCACCCGCAAGAUCUGUGACGGCAUCGUGGAUUGCUGGGACCAUUCCGACGAGACCAACUGUGAAUGGUGCCAGCCCGGUCAGUUCAUCUGCUCGGGAUCCCAUCAGUGCAUUGAUCAAACCAAAGUGUGCGACGGCCGCCCUGACUGCAACUCCGGAGAGGACGAGAAGACCUGCGUCACUAUCGCCCCAGAUAUGCACGCCGCAGACUCCCUCAACUAUUACAACGAAGGUUACCUCAUGGUACGGAAGAAUGGCGAGUGGGGCAAACUGUGCCUAGAGAACUUCGAGCGUGUCACCUCCCGCGCCGCCGCUCACUGGACAGUCAAUGACCUCGGCCAGGCUGUCUGCAGAACACUCACCUUUAGUGACUUCAGUCGAGUCGAGCGGCAAGUGGACCCGACACCAGUAGCACGCCCUGACCCGCUCCUGCCGCCGGGUUACCGCAAGGGGAUCUACCGCCCUGAUCUGUCCCGCAACGCUACCGCCAAGCCCACCUACUACAAGAUUCACCUCACUAACUCCUUGGCCUUCCCCUCCCGCGCGCGCUCCUUCGCCACCCCUGAAGAAGGAAGUGCCCCUGGUAACGACCUCACGCUAUCUCUGGAGUUCGAGGAGACCCGCUGCCCGAAGAGGGACGUCCUGCAAGUGUCCUGUCAGAGCCUGCAGUGUGGCAUGAGACCACGAGCAGUCAGUCAUCGCGCCAGGAUCGUGGGUGGCAGCAACAGCGGGCCGGGAUCAUGGCCUUGGCACGCGGCUCUGUACAGGGAGGGGGAGUACCAGUGUGGCGGCACCCUCAUCAACCCUAAUUGGCUGCUUUCUGCCGGUCACUGUUUCUAUAGCGCCACGGACAAGUACUGGGUGGCGCGCCUUGGAGCUUUGAGACGAGGCACAAAGUUCCCAUCGCCCUACGAGCAGACGCGACACAUAACACACAUCUUCAUUCACCCGCAAUACGAAGACACGGUGUUCGUGAACGACAUCUCUCUACUGAGGAUGGAGUCGCCAGUGCAGUUCACUGACUACGUGCGGCCAGUGUGUCUGCCGCCGCCUGGGGCUCCUGUCCGCCACGGCCGCCUCUGCACGCUGGUGGGCUGGGGACAGCUCUUCGAAGUGGGGAAGAUAUUUCCUGACACACUCCAGGAGGUGCAGGUGCCGCUGAUCUCCACCGCUGAGUGCAGGAAGCGGACGGUAUUCAUCCCGCUGUAUCGCAUCACCAACUCCAUGUUCUGUGCUGGCUAUGACAGAGGGGGCCGCGACGCUUGCCUCGGCGACUCCGGCGGCCCGCUCAUGUGUCAGGAACCAGACGGUCGCUGGCAGCUGGCGGGGGUCACCAGCAACGGGUAUGGGUGCGCCAGGCCAAACAGACCAGGCGUGUACACUAAGGUGGCCAGCUAUUUGGGAUGGAUGAACCAGGUAAUGGAGCUGACCAAGAGUGAGCUGGUAGUGCCAGUGAGGCCCAAGUGCGCGGGCCACCGGUGUCCCCUGGGCCAAUGUCUCCCCCAGAGCAGCGUGUGCAAUGGGUUCGUGGAAUGUUCGGACGGCUCAGACGAGAAGGAUUGUUACAAGGCGACCUAACGCGACGCUCUCCGUGGCUCUCUUCGCUCUGGCCAAGCGAGAUAAGGUCACAUUCACUCACUGCUACUCAACCUGCCGUCCACACCGCCACCACCACUCACCAUCAUACACAACACGUCAUUACUGCCACUGUCACCAUCAUUAUCGUCUACAUCACUAUCAUCACCAUUAUCAUCCACCGUCGUCCGUCCUGCACCCUCCUGCCUCCUCCACGCCUCAUGCUCAGAGAUUAUCGCGUCCUCAUCAUCGUCAACACUCGUGAAGGUGUGCUGUGACAGAAACAUGUUAUCCACUGCUGGAGGAAAGUAUCUUGAGUAUCACUGAAGGAAAAUGUGUCCAGUAUGGGUGAGAAAAAAGAGUUGGGUUUAGGGAAAGAGCGUUAGGUCUAGCCUGUUAAAGUAUUUCUGAUGUAACUCGAAUAAACAUCACCGGUCAGGAAGAAAAUAAUAACCUCAGAUGCUCCUCAAUAUCAAGAUUUCAAGGCCGCACGUGCUUCAGAUGUAAAUAGAUGUAGCAUAGGUUCAUAUGGGCAUUACGGCGAUGAGAUGCUCCGUGUGUGUGAGAGAGAAAGAGUGUGUGUGUGUGUGUGUGUGUGUGUGUGUGUGUGUGUGUGUGUGUGCACCGGGCGUCAGGGCUAAGGAAGGAGUAAGGAAGCGGAGAUGGUUCAGUAAGAUAGUGCAAUAAAUAUAGAAUACAGGCGCCUGUAUGGAGGAAGGGAAGAUAAGAUAUUGUUAAUAAUAAAAGGGCGGUACUCUGAUUUUCUCUGUGCACAGUGGAGACCACCCUCACUUGCCACUCCUCCGUCGUAAUCUUCCUGUCACCCAUCAUGCCUUCACUUCGCCCGCCGCGCUGCAAACAAAACAUUGUAUAUACUGUACUGUAUAUCGUAUUGUGUAUGUUAUGUGAUUAUUUAUUCCAACUGCUUUAAUGUUGUAUGUCCAUUAUUUUUUUGUCUAUAGUGUUACAUUUCGUCUGUUUUCUCUAUUUUGUGUACUUUCUUUAGCUCAGUGGUCACGUCCUCCCCUGUCACUUGGUAGGCUCAGGUUCGUGGCCCGCUCAGGUGCAAAGGUUUUCAUUGAUGAGAGAGCUAUUGCUGUCCUGUUACACACACACACACACACACACACACACACACACACACACAUGGGCAUUAUCCAGUAUCAUUAUCUCCUCCUCCUCCUUCUCCUCCUCCUCCUCCUCGGAUCAAUAGAUAGCGACUACAUCCCAUUCAUUCAUUCAUUUAUUCUAUCAACAUCACCACCACCGCCAUCACUACCACCACCACCACCACCACUACACAAAGCCGAGCGACCGCAAAGUAAGUGGAGGUAUCUGUAAAGAAUAUUCAAUAACUUAUGAGAAUUUUAACUUUUUUUCAAACGGGUUAAAUGAUAUUGCAUGAUCUUCUUACUAAAUCAACAAUGAUAUCGCGGGUUGCACUUAUUUUGCUUUUUUACCUGUUUAUUUCUUAAGCCAUUAUUCAAAGUCCAUCCUAUAUAAGAAAAAAUAUAAGGAAAAGGAAAAACCGGUGUAGCUACUAAUCUGGCUAACCAAAUAACUAAUAAGCAAUUUUCACUACAACUUUAAACAAGUAGUCUCUUAAAUUGUUAUGGGAAAAGACAAAAUCAACUAUUCUCGUAAACUUUUCUAUACAGUGAAGACAACCACAACAGUAAAACAAGUCCAGGAAUGUGCAAUUGUUCGUGUUGUCACUUCUGUGCAGCAUAGUGAGGUGGUGAUCUGGUUCAUAAUGUAUUUAUUUUCCUGUCAUCCUCAUUCACUCCUUCCCUGUUUCCCUGUAUCCCUUCAGAAGUUCCGAGGCAGCGGAGAGAGUAAGAAGGGUCGAGACAGGGCAUGCAUGGCUCUUUGUAUUGUGAUAUUAUUGUUGUUAUUUAUUACAGUGUGUACUAUUCCAAAUAAAACACUUCGAAUACCA
Molecule: messenger RNA, 7873 nt
Organism: Portunus trituberculatus (swimming crab)
Lineage: Eukaryota; Metazoa; Arthropoda; Malacostraca; Decapoda; Portunidae
Biological process (GO): proteolysis
Cellular component (GO): membrane
Molecular function (GO): serine-type endopeptidase activity; protein binding
Source: RefSeq, a predicted model, not a curated record